This is a messenger RNA of Racocetra persica, 272 nucleotides long. NCBI's taxonomy places the organism in Eukaryota, Fungi, Glomeromycota, Glomeromycetes, Diversisporales, Gigasporaceae. The record is from the annotation of a GenBank genome assembly.
CAUUAACGCACAAUCUGGAAUUGUUUCUCUUCCUCCAUAUGAUGGAGGAUGGUAUAAAUGUAUUGAUGAUGUAGCAAUUGCCGUUAAUAAAAGUUUCAGUAUUAAACUUGUUGAUGAUUCGACCCCUAUAACUUCAGGAUUUGGCGGCUACAUUAGAGGCAAUUCUUCUCUUAAACGUAUUUCUAACAUCGGUUUUGUAGUAUUUUCAUUUGUCGAUGAUAAAACUGUAACUGAACUUAAGGAUAUUAAACCUUUAAGUUCAAAAUUCUAUU